Messenger RNA from Xyrauchen texanus (razorback sucker), 5625 nucleotides. RefSeq names its product beta/gamma crystallin domain-containing protein 3-like. NCBI's taxonomy places the organism in Eukaryota, Metazoa, Chordata, Actinopteri, Cypriniformes, Catostomidae. The record is from RefSeq and is a predicted model, not a curated record. The transcript is spliced from 22 exons. Bases 179 to 5209 code for a protein of 1676 amino acids. Gene Ontology annotation, molecular function: structural constituent of eye lens. Gene Ontology annotation, biological process: lens development in camera-type eye; visual perception.
UUUCUAUAAGACAUGUUUUUAUGCCUCAAACUGUCCCAGAUAUCGAUUCAUCUGAGAAAUGUUCGUUCAUGAGUUGAUCAUUGACUUUUGACUCCUCCCAGAAUAACUUCCUCUAAUUCUGCAUCGGUCGGAUCUGUUUCAACAUGUGGAUCAGAAUCACAUCGGAACCGGAAUCCACAUGAUGUCCGAUCCAAAGAGUUCCUGGCACGAAGAUUUCGCCAGAAACUUUUCCCGCUUUUUCUCCAGAAGUAAAUCUGUGGACACACAUGAAAGUGAGGCUGAUGGAUCCACCUUCACCUGCAGCGCUCACAAGGAUUCAUUUCACACACCUGAGCUGCAGCUGAACAUGCCAGAAACUGCAGCUGCGCAGGAGCUGCAGCUGUCUGACGGGGCGGACAGAAACAGUGUGUCACCGAAGGAGGUCGACACACAGGGGGACUCGCUUGAACCUCCUGCCCCUCCGCCCACCGCCACAGCGCCCCCUGCUGAUGGAUUCUUCAGACGCCUGAGCAGCCUGUUCCAUUUCGGUCGGGCAGAACCAUCCGGAGUCCAGAGAGAGACACACACGGACUCAGAGAGCAGCAGUCCGAACACUGGACACAGAGACUCAGCGACGCAGCAGACAGACAGCAGUGUGGAACUGUCUCACCAAACCUCAGAGGACCUGUCUGUGUGUCAUUCAGACUUCACACACAAACAAUAUGAAGAACAUAGUGAGGAACUCCGAGAGUAUUCUUUGGCAGAGUGUUUGGAGGACAAGAGAUGUUUUGAUCUAGCCUGUCAACCUGUGGUAACCAUUGGGACAUACCGUGGACAGACCGAGUUCAAGAGAGCAAAGAAGAAGCAUCACUUGGAGCUUCAUUCACCCAGCUCCGAGAGAGAGGAGGUGACACAUCCAGACAGCCAUGAUGACACGGUCAUCUCCUCAGCUUUAAACACCAUGAGUUCUGAUAGCCAAGAUAACUCCAUUACUGUAAGUCUAGUGUCUUAUAAUCCUUCAUGGAAACAACAAGUAGAAAACAAUUUGAUCCAGAGUGCCCUGUGGACAGACACAGAGACUACAGACCGAGGUCCCACUGUAGAAUCUGGAGCGACUCCAACCAGCAAACUCAAUCAUAUUGUUGAAACAGGCUCUGAUCAAUUAAUAACUUGCAUAGAAACAGACUCGGCUCACACCGUUCCUAAAGUAGAACCGAGACUACUGAAUGAAGCCUCUAACAGUGGCCAGGAAGAGCUCGCACAGAGCGAGACACCAGAGACGGUAUCAGUGAACUGUAUGCCAAAGGAGACACAUUUAUUCUGCAACAAUGCUCUGAUGCACCAUCACAGCCCACAUCCAGCUCCAGAGCAGAGACUAAAGCAGAAAACCUCCUCAGUAUUUACUGACAGAAAGGAGCGUUUGUGCCCUGAUGAUUCUCAGAUGAACUGCCGUGAAGAAGAGAGGUUGACUGAAGAGGAUUCUCGGUUGGACGAGGAGGUUCUGCGACUGGAGUCUAAAAAGAUGGUUGAUGGCAUUUUGAAAAAUGCUCUUGCUGCCUUUCAAAUGAAGGAUGUAUCUGAGGUGGAGUGUGACACACUGUCGACCUGUGAUCUUCACAAAGGUUCAAUUAGCUGUCAACUCGAAGAGCAUGAUGAGAAUCAAGCAGUUCCUGAAUAUUCUGCUGAGGAAAAGGAAGUGGACGCAACUCUGUUCUGUAAGAGCAGUGGAAGAAACGCUGAUGAUGAGCCAUUAUCACCGAAUGUUCACAGUAAUAGGGACGUUUUCCAUAAAAAAGACAUCUCUGUUGUGCUGCCUGCUGUUUGCGAGUCUCUCAUUGGUGAAGAGAAAGAGCAACACGCAAUAAAUAUCUCUGAAUAUGAAACAGAGCAAUACAGAGUGGAAAACAGAUGUCAGGAUUCAGCCAAAGACAAUAAAAAGAGCAAUAACUGCAGACACAACCUGGACACUGAUUCCUGUGAUGCUUCUUCAAUCACUCCUGACAUUGAUUCGCUUGUAAAUCAGGAGAGUCAAACUCAAUCUCUCAGUGUAUCGGGUAAGUGUGAUCCUUUUAUUCCAAGUCCUGAAUCUGACACAAAAGAUCCUGCAAUUAGAGAGACACCAAAGACAGAUUUUGCACAGCAGCCGACAGCUACACAAAGCUACACAGCUACACUUUAUUCAGGUGGUGCAGAUCAGGACCAGGUCUGCUGUGACUCUGUGACUGGAGAAGAUCAGAGUUUCCCAGCAUGUGUGACUGAUGUCCAGACACACUCAAGAGGGUUAGGUCCGUCUCAGUGGAUGUCAGUCAAAGCGAUCAGCUGUGAGGUAACAGAUGACCAAAGGCAGAGUCCUGUGACGCUCAACUUGGAUCAAGCAGAUGGUAGAAUAUCAGCCGUAUCUCCUUCAGGGAGGACACUUCAUCUCGACCUCCCGGACAGUUCCAGCAGAGGCGCGGCUUCUGUUCCCCAACAUCCACAACUUGAUCUCCACCAGGUCGACGGAGGCUUUGCCAUCAUCAGUGAGGAGGAGGAGAUAGAUGCUGUGUUCGUGAACGACACGGGGCCUGUGCACAGUCCAGGCACACGCAGAGCCAAAGCAUACCCCUUCUCCCUCUCUCCCAUCUACGAGGAGGAGUCGGGGCAUGAGGAAGUCUCGGAGACGCUGCAGGUUCUGCCGUUGACAGAAGAGGAGCAAAGGAGCGUGGAGCAGCCGGCCUCAUCCAUCCUCUCCCUCCUGCAGUCAGUCAGCGAGAAACUUCAGUCCAGUGUGGUCUGCGUUUCAGAUGAGGACCAGGCCGAGUCUUUGAGAGCCACCACAAUACCGCUGUGGCACUGCUACAGAGACGGCAGUGAGGAAGAUGAUGAUGGUGAUGAUAAUAACUUCCGUGUUUUAGUGCACCAACAACUCACUGAGGCCAAACCUGUCCAGAAGCCAAAUACAGAGGAUGAGCUUAGCUCAAAUAUUGAUCAGACUGCUAAAGGAGCUCAUGAAAGAAUCCAGGAGGAGCUGGAAUAUAAUAGCACGCAGGUGAACGCUGGAAAGAAUAUCAAUGCACCUUUCUAUCAGUAUUUAAAAUCCAGAGUGACGACGUCUGCUGAUAAAGAACCCAAAGACACUAAACACAUUGUGUGCUGUAAUGAAACCAACACAACCGUCAUGGGAGAGAUUGAAGGCUUUGGACGGGUCAUCCCGAGACCUUCUAUAAUGCUCAUCUAUGAAGGUCAGUCAAUCAGUGGUGACAGAAGAGAAAUCUGUGAUGACGUGGAGGACACCAACAGAGUUCUGUUCCCUUGUGGAGCAACGAUUCACGUGCUCAGAGGAUGUUGGCUGCUGUAUGUGGAUUUGUGUUUCCACGGGUCUUGUGUUCUGCUUGAGGAGGGUCAGACCAUGAGAACCCGCAGACAUCCUCAACAGAACCUGCAACAGCACAGAGAUCCCAGAAGAACCGACAUCAGUGAUGUUCUGUCUGUCUGCUCCAUCAGGACACUGCUUAAGGACAAUGGCGUUCCAGAGAUCCAUAUCCAUUCCAGCAUGUGUCGGACCGGACAAACGAUCCGUCUCUUCUCAGCUACAGACCUGACGGAGCAGCACGACCCCGUGACCCUCUCUGACCUCUUCGUCAAGACUGGAUGCUGGUUGGUCUACGAAGAGUCUGGAUUCAGUGGUAAUUCUGCUGUUCUGGAAACAGACGGGAGAGUGACGCCUGUUCUACACAGUUCUCUUGUGUCAUGUGUGAAGAGUCUCCGGCCGUUAAAAAUGGGCGGGCUGAAGGUGGCGAGACCUCUUGACCCAAAGGUGAUGUUGUUUGGAAAAACGCAGUUUCAGGGUGAAUGUAGAGAACUGCUGAAUCACACCGACAGUCUGAAGGACACAGAGGGGUCGAUGGGAGUUUCUUCUCUUCGGGUCACAGGUGGAAUAUGGGUGGGAUUCUCCAGUGAGGGGUUCAGAGGUCAUCAGUGUGUGCUGGAGGAGGGUGGAUACAGCGACUGCUCAAGACUCUUCAAAAGCUCCAUUAAAUCACUGCGUUACAUUCACUCCGACUUCCUGGAAGCCUCAAUCUGUCUGAAGAGCUCCGAUGAGGAAGUCACUGUGGUGGACCAGGAAGUUGCUGACCUGCAGCGUAUCGGCAUCACUCAGGACACAAACAACAUCUAUGUGAAGAGUGGAGCGUGGGUGGCGUACAGCGACAGGUGCUUCACAGGAGAUCAGUAUGUGCUAGAGAGAGGACGACACUCAGGGACCCUCGAAUGGGGUGACAGGCGCAGCUCACCGCGGUCACUGCGACCUAUUCGCAGGGAAGUUUGCACCAUCAUAGAGCCAAUUUCUUUGCUGCGCAUCUACAGUCAGACGCAUUACAACGGCGAGAGCCGAGAGUUUGUGAGUGAAGCUCCGGACUGCGGCGGUCUCAGACUCCAGUCGUUCCGGGUCAUCAGAGGGAGUUGGCUGCUCUUCGAUGAGGAGGGUUUCUCUGGUAACCAGUACAUCCUGGGGGAGGGGCUUUACCCUGACCUCACUUCCUGUGGCUGUGCAUCAGCGGUCAUCAAGUCUGUAAAGCCUGUUCCAUACAGUUUCACCGAUCCGUCCGUCAGUCUGUUUUCUCUCAGCGGUUUUGAGGGACUCGAGGAAACGUCACAUUCAGAUGUGGAGAACAUCUCACACUUCUUCAGCCAAUCUGUGAGAGUCAACAGCGGCCUGUGGGUGGCAUAUGAAUACAGUCAUUUUAAGGGGCGUCAGAUGCUCUUGCAACCGAGAGAAUAUCCAGAUUGGGGGGGUCACAGCGGCUGGGAAACAGUCGGAUCAUUGAGGCCCCUCAAACAGCCAUGCGUUCACAUUCAGAUACGGAAUCGGGCGCUGGGCUCCGUCCUGACCGCGGAGAGCGUCCCGAUUCAUUCUUUUCCUGCAAACGUCUUCCUGAGUUCUGCCGACCGCUCGCUGGACACGCAGCGCUGGAUCUUCACCGACGGUCUUCUGAAGAACACGGUGACGAGAGGUUGUCUGUCUGUGAUCGGUGCAAAGGCGUGUGCGGGUGCCAGAGUGGCAUUAUGGGAAGAACACGGGCAUGUGAAUCAGAGAUGGAGUCUGAAUGAAGAUGGGACAUUCUCCUCACAUUUAAAUCGCAGUCUCGUGUUGGACAUCAAAGGUGGAGUUACUGCUGACACGGAUCAUCUGAUUCUGAGUCCGCUGUGUGUCGAUACAAACACUCAAAACUGGGACGUGGACGUGCUGUGACCCUGAAACUAUCAGGAACAUGAACACAUGAUCAAAUCAGACAAUGAGGGCUGAAAGUGUGAUUUAACAGUCACAUAUUCACUCAAGGCAAUCACAUACAAAUUGAUUUUGGGCCAUUUUCCUGAAAAUGUCCUGUUUGAGGAAAAUAGGUCUGUUUAUUUGCACUAAAGGAAACCUCACGUGUGGGACCGCCGCACGCUCCGCAGAUUCUCCCUUUAAUCCGUUUCCAGCGGCUGCAGGACACAUUCAGAUGCUAUAAAGUCAUUUCACUGGAGUUCUUCUGCAACACGUGUGUGUGUGUCAGGAAUACAUUUUUGUAGGUUUUACUGUAAACAUAUAUUAAUCUGUACAGUCACUAUUAUAAGAAGCAUUUUUAAAAGCAAAAUAAAUCCUGAAAAUAAAAGUUGUAAAAUAUA